AUGAGAUCCGUCAAGAACCUCCUCGCCGUCGCGGCCCUUGCGACCACCGUCCUGGACGGUGUCGUCGGUGCCCCGGCCGGCCAGACUGCAACCAUUUCCCGUUUCCCGUCUGAGGGCCAAUCGAUUGCUCCUCCCAAGUCUUCCACCCUUCCUCGUCGCCCCACUGAUGAACCUGGACAUCCUUGGCAAGGCACCUACACGAUCCCAGUCAUCGUUGACCCAACCCACACCUUCGACAUCCCUCACCCUCCUCCGUCUGCAGCAAACCCCGUCGAGCGCAAGGAUGAGGGAAUGCCAAUCACCACGGUCACGGUUUAUCCUCCUGCUGCCACCAAGGACAUCAAUGUCAUGCCGAUUAUCAAGGUCACUGAACCCUCCACCGCCACCGACCCCAUCAUCAUCACGGAGCGUGGCGGCGUCAUCAAUGAGCGACAGCUGCUGCCGAUCGUCAACCCAGCCUCGGCCAUCGGCGCACGCCAGAUACUUCCCAUCGGUGGCAUGAGCUCGGCCAUUGGAGCCCGCCAGAUGUCAGCGGAUCGGCCUCCCGUUGAUACUUCUUUUGCCCUGUCGGACGAUGGCCCUACUUUCACCGUCAUCCGCUCGUCCACCUCCUCGGCCACAGCAAACGAAACGAGCCACGACGCGCCCCCUCAAGUCACUUCACCCGCGCCCAGCACCGUGACCGUCACCGACUUCACGACCACCACGCAAGACCUGAUUCCCACAGAGACCAGCCUGUCUGAGGUCUUCCCGCCCACGGAUAGCACCACAACCAUCACCGUCACCCCCUUCCUCUCCUACACCCUGCCGGACCCCACCACCGAGACCAGCACCCACACCGUCACCACCUUCGACUCAACCAGGCACAUUAGUCUGCCAGUGGAGCCCACGUCGACCAACGCAGGUUUCCUUCCUCCGGUGCCCACCAACGAGACCCGCAGCGAGCUAUCCACGGUCUCCUCCACAGCAGAUUGCAUGGAGACGAGCACCCAAGUCAACACCACGUCAUCAUCGCACAGCUACGACGCAAGGUCACCCUCGUCCGCCAGCGUCACGACCCUCACCACCUUCCACAAGAGCUGCGACCAUGUCACCUGCAGCAAGGUGAUGGUGACCAUGACGUUGCACGUGGAGCCGACGCCCACUCUCACCCGCGAGCCCGGCCCGCCCCACCUCACGCCGCCGGCGGACCCCUGCCCUUGGAAGGCCGGGCCUCAUAUCCCGGAGGCCAGCUGUCCCAGCAGCACGGGCACGGGCACGGACACCGAGGAGCCGACCGCCUCGAUGCCGCGUUCCAUCCACACUCCGCCUCGCGCGACGAGGGGCGGCCUCACUGAACUCCCCGUCACGACCUUUGAGACGUCUGUCGUGCCCACUGCGGCCUAG
Messenger RNA from Diaporthe amygdali, 1386 nucleotides. RefSeq lists its product as uncharacterized. The record is from RefSeq and is a predicted model, not a curated record. Lineage: Eukaryota; Fungi; Ascomycota; Sordariomycetes; Diaporthales; Diaporthaceae. The coding region runs from base 1 to 1386 and encodes 461 amino acids. The transcript has a single exon.